Molecule: messenger RNA, 1614 nt
Organism: Fundulus heteroclitus (mummichog)
Lineage: Eukaryota; Metazoa; Chordata; Actinopteri; Cyprinodontiformes; Fundulidae
Gene: ctns
Product: cystinosin, lysosomal cystine transporter
Exons: 11
Coding region: 123-1256 (377 amino acids)
Biological process (GO): L-cystine transport
Cellular component (GO): lysosomal membrane
Molecular function (GO): L-cystine transmembrane transporter activity
Source: RefSeq, a predicted model, not a curated record
GAAAAGAAGAAGAAGCAGAAGCAGAAGAAGAAGAAGAAGAAGAAGAAGAAGAAGAAGUAGUCAGCUGAUAAGGAAGUGCUAGACAACAAGAGCAGUUUUAGGUUACUGUCUUUUUGGAAGAUAUGGGUGGCCUAUAUCUGGUUAAGAAGUGGUUUCUUGCCGAGGUGCUGGCUCUGCACAUGCUGAUCAACAUCUCCGAGUCCGCCCUGUGUCUGAAUGUACCAGAUGUUGUUACGAUGGAGCAAACCUCUUCAGCUACGGUCACCAUUUCUUCCAGCUCAGCUGUCAAUCAAUCCACAGUGAUUCAACUGAAUGUAACCUUCAGCUCCAAGAAUAACUAUUCAUCAAUAAUCACACUGCCUCAACAGGUAUUACUUCCAGAGAAGGCUACCUCAGUCAAUUUCACUGUGCUAGCACAUGAUGUUGGUCAGGUGACUGCACACCUGUUGAGCAACAACACAGACCUGAACAGGAUUCGCUUUAUAGUGAUCCACAGCAAUGUCCUGUCAGUGGUCUCUCAGGUCAUUGGUUGGAUUUACUUUCUGGCCUGGUCAGUGUCUUUCUAUCCACAAGCCUGGGAAAACUGGAGAAGAAAAAGUGUUGUAGGUCUCAACUUCGACUACCUGGCUUUCAAUCUAACAGGCUUCAUCGCUUACAGUGUCUUCAACAUUGGCCUCUUCUGGAUACCUUACAUAAAGGAAGAGUUCCUUCAGAAAAACCCCAGCGGGAUUAACCCUGUCAAUGCUAAUGAUGUUUUCUUCAGUCUUCAUGCACUCCUGUUCUGUGUGAUCUACGUCAGCCAGGCUGCUCUGUAUGAGAGGGGGGGUCAGACGGUGUCAUGGACAGCCAGACUUUUGUUACUCAUUGGUUGGACCUUUGCUUUAAUCAGCCUAUUUGUUGCUGUAGCCCAAAAGAUUACCUGGCUGGAGUACCUCUACUACUUCUCCUACAUUAAACUAGCUGUCACACUGAUCAAAUAUGUGCCACAGGCAUAUAUGAACUACAGGAGACAAAGCACUAAGGGCUGGAGCAUCGGCAAUGUCCUGCUGGACUUCACUGGUGGGGUCUUCAGUAUCCUACAGAUGAUCAUUCAGUCCUACAACAACGAUGAGUGGAAGCUGGUGUUUGGUGAUCCCACUAAGUUUGGUCUGGGCCUGUUCUCUGUGGCGUUUGACAUCGUCUUCAUGACUCAGCAUUAUUGCCUCUACAGACAGCCACAACAGUAUGAAGCCAUUCUAGAGCAACAAGAUGACUGAUCUAAAUACACCGCUACAACCUAAGGCAGCCUAGCUCAAUCACAGAAGAGGGAUUCAAUCUACUAGAAAAAAAUUUUAGUUCUUUAAAUGCAUCAUUAGUUCCAGCAGAAAUGUUAAAAACUAUUAUGUCUCUGAUUUAACUCAUCAGACUUCCAUGUUGGUUCUUGAACAACCUCAGGGAAAUCCCUCAUUUGAUGUGUGUCCUUGCAUAACAGAUAAAAAAAUAUUUUUAUUUAACACAACACCUUAGUCUGUAAUUUUGAUAUGUAAAUAAUAUUCUCCAAUUGUGUUCUCACAUAUGUUUGAUUACAUUCAAUAUGCUGUUAUAUAUUUUCAUUAAACAAAGUGGAAAAAGUUG